Molecule: messenger RNA, 838 nt
Organism: Micropterus dolomieu (smallmouth bass)
Lineage: Eukaryota; Metazoa; Chordata; Actinopteri; Centrarchiformes; Centrarchidae
Product: RNA binding protein fox-1 homolog 1-like
Exons: 5
Coding region: 60-629 (189 amino acids)
Biological process (GO): nervous system development; regulation of alternative mRNA splicing, via spliceosome
Cellular component (GO): cytoplasm; nucleus
Molecular function (GO): mRNA binding
Source: RefSeq, a predicted model, not a curated record
CGCUGGUGUGCUGGACUUUAUAGCGCAGCUGGAUGUGCAUGGAAGACGGCUGAGACAAGAUGGUAGAGCAGGGUAACCCGGACACACCAGCACCACCAGACCCAUCCAUGGCCCAGGCUUACCCAUCAGCCCAGUUUGCCACCCCUCCCCAGAAUGGCAUUCCAGCUGAGUUCACAGCUUCACACCCCCAUCCACAUCCACACCCCCACCAACAUCCACACCAACACCCAGCAGUACCACAGGACUACAGCGGGGUCCAGGCCUCCGUCAGUGAGCAUCCACUCAACCUUUACCAGUCCUCACAGAGCCACAGUGAACAGAGUGGGUCAGACUCCAGCAGUCAGACGGUCACCGGCACAGCCACAGGUGGUUACGCUACCUACAGAUAUGCCCAGCCUACUGCUGCCACAGCUGCUGCAUACAGUGACAGUUACGGACGAGUAUAUGCUGCCGACCCCUACAACCACACACUCACUCCAGCAGCCACAUACAGCGUUGGUGCCAUGAAUGGGUUUGCCCCGCUGACAGAUGCCAAAACUCGGAGCCACGCAGACGACGUGGGGCUAGUGCUGUCCUCUCUCCAGGCUAGCAUAUACCGGGGAGGCUACAGUCGCUUCGCACCCUAUUAGCAACACCUCAAACCUUCCAACCGGACAGAAAGAAAGUGUGUGUGCGUGUGAGUGUGUAAGCGAAUGAGAAUGAAAGAACGAGUAUCAGAUGAAAGAUGUUACUGAGGCCUGGGUAUUGCAAUACAUGCAUUUUGUGCAUCAUUUCAGCAUGUCCUAACACAGAAGUACAAAAAAGAAGAAUAAAAUGACAGCUGAAAUUUUUCAUCUUA